Megalopta genalis is the source of this 9515-nucleotide messenger RNA. RefSeq names its product WD repeat-containing protein Rbcn-3B (gene Rbcn-3B). NCBI's taxonomy places the organism in Eukaryota, Metazoa, Arthropoda, Insecta, Hymenoptera, Halictidae. The record is from RefSeq and is a predicted model, not a curated record. Gene Ontology annotation, molecular function: protein binding. Gene Ontology annotation, cellular component: cytoplasm.
GAUUUCCAUCUGAAAUUAUUUAGUUUUUACAAUAAAGAUAUCUAAAUAAAACUAAAUACAUAUGUAUAUUUUACCUCUGUCUUACGUUAUAUCGAGUGAGACGAUUUUACUAGGGACCUUUUGACGUGGAACAGCUGAUUGUAUGCGUUAUUCAUCUGACUAUUCUCAACAUCAAGAUGGCUGCGGUCGUGAGACUGCAGUAAGGGUUGUAAAUUUUUGGCAUAUAUCGCCAGUUACGACGUUUGGAACCAUUGUCAUUAACAUUCAGUAUUUUCGAUUAUCAGUGACAUCUCGUGAAUGUGAUGUAGCAGACGGCUCUAAUUGCUUUUAAUAGCUUUUCUUCGAGAUCCUUAGUGUAUCGCGUCGUUGCGAUGGACUUUGUGAUAGAUAUUUGUCAAGCUGUUUUUGCUACGGAAGAAGAUUUGAUUUGUUAUCAACGAAAAUACCUGCUGUUAAUAUCCAUGUAACACUGAUUAUUCUUCGACUACUCUAUAACAAGGUUGAAUAUUAAAAAUGACAGUGGGUACAAGCUUGGUAGUACCUAUAGUUCUAUGGGGUCGUAUAGCUCCAACUCAUUGCAUUUCAUGUAUUUAUUUAUCUCGAGAUCAAAAAACUUUGAUAACAGGAUGUUAUGAUGGUCAAAUAUGCCUGUGGCAAGUAGAUCCUGAAAUAUUAAAGAUGACUCCAAGAUGUUUACUUGUUGGUCACACGGCUCCAAUAAUGUGCCUCAGUCGAGCCAGUGUUAUUAUGGAACAGAAUUACAUUGUUAGUAGCAGCGAAAGUGGAGAAAUGUGUACUUGGGAUUUAGUUGAUGGAAAAUGCAGAGAAGCUGUGAAACUUAGCAGUGUUCAUACACAAAUGUUGCCUUACGUCUCUGCUGGAGGAGAAGAUGUUAGACUUUUCUGUUCUGGUUAUUAUCCUGAGGUUUUAGUGAUGGACCCCUUUAGUUUGGAAGUUCUAUUUACCCUGUGUUCGCGAGUUAAUCCUGAUUGGAUCAGUGCAUUGCACGUUCUGCGGCCGGCCAAACGGAAAGGUCGGUUCUACGUGCAUACAAACGACGUUGUGCUGGCCUUAACAACAACUGGUACAGUCAAGGUGUGGACUCUUCUUGGACAUGAGAAUCGAAACAGUGAACCCCUUUAUGAACAUGAAAGUAAACAGAUACAGUGUCUUAAUGCACUUGCGAUGACCUGUUGCCCAUAUAAUCAGAGGACUGUAUUAAUUGUGUGCUCUAAAGAUUGGCAGAUAUACGAUGCUGGUGAUUUCUCCGUUUUAUGUUCAAUUUCUGCACCUCGUGGUGAACGUUGGAUGGCUGGAGAUUUCCUAGCUGCAGACAGAAUCAUUGUGUGGAGCGAUGAAGGCCGUGGUUAUCUAUAUAAAUUACCAGCUAACAAGCUGAAGGGCAAGGCUCUCAGCAGUAGCGUUGCAGACAAUAAAAAUUUUCAUACUGCAAGUGUUGAAUAUGACCAACCAUACUUGUACUGUACCUUGAUACAACCUGGGGAUAAGCCAUUAUCAUGCCCACCAGCAAUGCGAUUAGUUACAGUUCAAAAACAGAGUAAAACAGUAAAAUAUUUAUUGCGUGGUGAUAGCGAAGGUGUUGUUGUUCUUUGGACAGUGCCAGAAGUAACAACUCAACCAGCUCAAAUUUCUCAAAAUGAUCGCUCAACAGCUCUCUCUUUACCCCCAACAGUAAAACCAAGUCUUACGGCUGCUUGGAAAGAAAUGAAACCACCACCAGUUGGUAUAUUAGAUCAAUUAGACAGUGGGGAUGGACAUGGAAUAAAGUUAACAGCUAGUAUAUAUUUACCACAACAAAGUCGUUUAGUUGUUGGUCGUGAAGAUGGCAGUAUUAUCAUUGUUCCUGCGACACAAACAGUUAUGCUUCAAUUACUUCAUGGCAACCAUCAACAAUACGAUGAUUGGCCUCCACACCAAAUACUUUUAGGCCAUUCUGGCCGGGUAAAUUGUCUUUUAUAUCCACAUGGAGCUGCACCACGUUAUGAUCGAGUACAUCUUGUUUCUGGUUCUGUCGAUUUUGCUGUCUGUUUGUGGGAUCUUUAUGCUGGUACACUAAUUCAUAGGUUUUGUGUCCACGCUGGUGAAAUUACACAAUUAAUGGUACCACCUGAUAACUGUAGUCCUAGAAUACAAAAAUGCGUUUGCAGUGUUGCAUCAGACCACAGUGUGACUUUAUUAUCAUUAGCGGAAAGAAAAUGUGUUUGUCUUGCUUCUCGCCAUCUAUUUCCAGUUGUUACAAUAAAGUGGAGGCCACUGGAUGACUUUAUGAUAGUAGGAUGUUCAGAUGGGGCUGUAUAUGUAUGGCAAAUGGAGACUGGUCAUUUAGAUCGCGUAUUACAUGGUAUUAUUGCUGAAGAAGUACUCUACGCUUGUGACGAAAAUACAAUGACAGCAUCUGGUGGGUCAGCUACGGGAGGUGAAUUAGGCUUAGCCAAUCCUGCCGUGCAUUUUUUUAGAGGUUUAAGACACAGAAACCUAUCUGCUAUAAGGCAUGCAACACAAAGAGGGCUACAUCAAUUACAGCAACUUCACGGUGGACAUGGACCAGACCAUGGAAAUCAAAUAAAAGCGAAAGGUGCACCUUUAAUGAUUCAAGGCUUCAGGAGUAAUCCCAAAGAUCCGGAAAGUCAUAUUUUAUUUUUCGACAUAGAAGCUUUAAUAGUACAAUUACUUAGCGACGAGUAUGGAGCAAUGUCACCUGGUUCUUUGGAAGCACAAGGUUUAAUUUCAGCAUCGGAGUAUCAAAAGGUUGCAGCCCUUACACAAUCUGCCAGUCCGGAUGCUCACAAGAAAAUUGCAGACUUUUUUGGUCGUGUCAAGGAUAAAGCAGGCGACGUUGAACGAAUUUUAAAGGAAAAGGAUCGUCACGGUAUAUUGGCUAAAAUGAAGGAGGGUGCAGAGAACGUUCACACUAAAAUUCAGGCCAAGGUGGAAAGCGUUGGCCUCAAGCCGUCGACUCUCGACGGCAAAGGUGAAAACUGGAGUAACAGCGAUACUGCGAAAAGCAAUCUAAAACGAAAUGGAGCUUUUAAUGAACCAAAUGCAACUAUGGAAGUUGCUCAGCUUAUACUAAGUCUGUUACAUUCGUGGGGUUUAGAUCCAGAUUUAGAUCGUGUUUGUGAAGGAAAACUAGGUCUACUGAGACCCAUGGUUCCUGUUUCAUUUGGAGUAUUGUCCAAAGGAGGUUACAUGUCAUUGCUACUACCAACUUGGCAGACUCAACUGGAACCUGUCGGUGAACCCACAACUCAAUUAGAACAACGUUUGCCAGUUGAAUUAGUUAGACAAGAGAGACUUACCAGAGCAUUCACAGCAAGAGCACAUUGGGAGUUAUCUACCACAUUAACUAGUAAUCAUUUAUUGGCAGUAGUUGCUUUGGCAAAUACUUUAAUGUCAAUGAACAAUGCAACUUUUGUACCUGAACAAGAACGGAAUCGAAAAAUGCAUAGGCCUGGUAAUAGAUCAGCAGUUAGCUGGAAUAAGGCAGAAGAGGAAAAUGAGGAAAUGUAUACAGCACAACAAGCACAGAUUAAACAAGGUUGGUCCCUUUUAGCAACACUACAUUGUGUGCUCUUGCCUGAUAAAGUAACUGCACAAGGUGGUGCAAAGACAUUCAAACGACCUCAAGUCGAAAUGAUGGCAAGGAGAUGGCAACAUCAGUGUCUCGAGAUUCGUGAAGCUGCUCAGGCUUUACUGCUUGCUGAAUUAACUAGAAUGGGCCCAAAAGGAAGAAAAACACUUGUAGACAGUUGGUCACAGUACUUACCAAUGUAUAGUACUCAAGAACCCAUUGCACCACAAAUUCAGAAUCAAAGCCCUCCAGCAUCUGGUAGUCCAGUACCUCCAACUGAAUCACAUCCAGAAGAAGAAGACGAAGAAGAGGAAUUAACCGAAGCAGAAAUAAAUACAGCUAGGAAACCUUCAAGUGUAGCAGAAUUAAAAAGGAAGCAGACCACAGCGGUUGUAUUAUUAGGUGUAAUAGGAGCUGAAUUUGGUCAGGAUGUUGCCACAAUGAUUCAUAGAAGGGAUAAUGAUCAAAGGCGAAAGAGUUCCAUUGUAGAAGGUUUUGGAAUAGGAAAUAAUGAUCUUGCCAGGCAUACCAGUAUGGCACUUACGCAUCUAUUACAUGCGCCACAUUCGCCAAAAUUGCCCUUACAUACUGCUUUAAGAAGAGCAGCAAUUGAUCUCAUUGGUAGAGGUUUCACCGUUUGGGAACCUUAUCUUGAUGUGUCAAAGGUAUUGUUGGGACUUUUGGAAAUGUGCUGCGAUGCAGAUAAAUUAGUACCAAGCAUGACUUACGGCCUUCCGCUUACGCCCCAGGCAGAUACAUGUCGUACAGCUCGUCACGCUUUAACUUUGAUAGCUACUGCCAGACCCGCUGCAUUCAUCACUACGAUGGCACGAGAGGUGGCUAGAUACAAUACAUUGCAACAAAAUGCGCAAACGUUAAAUGUAAAUAUGGGUGCAAGCGUGCUAGCUAAAGCAAAACCAGAAAUACUCAGAAUUGUUGAACAGCUAAUCGAUAAAAUGCAAAGUGAAAUGAGCGAUCUUUUAGUAGAGGUCAUGGAUAUUAUUUUACAUUGUUUGGACCCAGGUCAUCUGAAAACCAAACCUUUAAACGAUGUAUUUCCAGCAGUGUGUAGAUUUAAUCAAGUAAGUCAUUGUCCAGCAACGCGUAGGAUAGCAGUAGGUAGUCGAAACGGUCAACUCGCCCUGUACGAAUUACGAGGUAACGUUAAAUGCCAGACAGUAGCAGCUCAUUCAGGAUCUGUAACCGCACUAGCAUUUUCACCCGAGGGCAAGUUCCUGGUUAGUUAUUCUUGUACAGAAAACAAGCUAUGUUUUUGGCAGCAAACAAGUAGCGGUAUGUUUGGUCUAGGAAAUUCACAAACACGUUGUGUUAAGUCAUACAGUACCGCGCCGAUUAAUGAUGUAGCGCGUUUAAAUCCUAUGCGACUAGCUAAACUGAUAUGGAUAAAUAACCGUACGGUUACGUUAAUGCUUGCUGACGGAUCUGAAACACGGUUCAACGUAUAAACUGUAUACGAUUCUGUAUAUUCUAGUACCGACCAAACAAAAACAAAAAAAAGAACAAACAGUACAGCAAUUGGGAUCAGUCUACAAGCAGAAACGUGGAAUAAUUGUAGGCAAAAAAAGAGCCGAAAGUGCCGUCGUGAUUGCUGGUGGGUUUGUUGGUACUUAAUAGUGCUAGUGGUAUCUACCUGGAUAUGGUUAUCAUACGGAAGUAAGCUCUAUCAGUGACGAGUAUUGUUCCACGACGCAGGAUAUUGUAUAACAAUCGUCAUCAGGCAUGAUACGGAAUUUGUUCCUUUUUAGUCUAUUUCUUUCUUCCAAUUAUAUAAUUACAUUGUUCCAUUUCUUUUCUGCGUACAAACACAUUCGAUUUUUGCAUUGUAGUAAACACCAGAAAUAGGUUUGAACGUCAUCACGCUUUAAGAAGAAUGUUCUUUUAAUGUUAGCUACAUAUAAUCGUGGAUUGCAACUACAUCGUUAGUAUCUGGUGAAUCUAAGGUCAAAAUAAAACAAAAAAAAACAAUAUAAAACGCUUUCAUACUGACGAAUAUAUAUGAUGUGUAACUUGUUGAACAUUUCUACGUAAAGCAAAUUAUGUGUGUAUUGUACAUUGUGCAACAUUAUACUAUGGCGUGUGUCAUUUAGGCCACGUUUGCAUAUUCCUGAAACCGCGGUAUAAUGGUUAAAAAUAAUUGCCAUAUAAAACCUCGCGGUAUGAAGUACAUACAUGUAUAUAUAUAUACCAAAAAAAGGAAAAUAAGAAAAAAUAUGAAUUGUCGCCCAAGGAUUUGUACAUACAUAAUACUUAUACUGGCGAAUGAUAGAUAAAUAUAGUAAUUUGUAUGGAGAGUUUAUUCCGUUUAUGUGUAGUGGAACGCUUCAAACGAAUUCUUAAUUUUCAUGGUGUUAUUUAUACCAAUUUUAGCAAGUUAAAUGUAUUCGCAUCUUAAAUGAAAUUUUUAGCUAUACUUCGGAAUCUGAUCUUAAAAGGCCACUCUGUUGCAUGUUUGAUAUUUACAAUUACAAACAGCGAAAGUGCAAAUCAGCUAUUAAAUUCCUGAUAAGCGAAAGUGUGAUUUCCAAAAUAAUCAUUUCAACUUUCAAAAUCCUUCGUAGUUACCUUACAACUUUCAUAAGUAUUCCAUGCGUAUACGUUUAUGUAAUAAAUAUUUAUUUCGUCGUUUAGGAUCGAGGAAACGACGGAUUGAAUCUAAUCUGUAUAGUGAUUCGAACGUAAAGUGUGAUUACUGUUAUUUUCUCUUUUUAAUUAAAAUAUCUCUAGAUUCGUAAACAACAAACGUUACGAUAGAGACUAUGCUAGAUGAUAUUAAGUUUAUUUAGCUUAAUUUAUUUUCGUUAUUUCGAGUCUUAUAAAUCUAGUACUGUUUUCUGUAAACACGACAAACGCGUACGUGUUGUGUGUACGUAUUGAUGACUAGACAAAUUAUGACUCCGUUGUCCAACUUCUUACUGGUGUGGAAUGAAGUAUGCAAUUGUGUGUGCGAUCCUUAUGUUUCAAAUUUGUUAUGAUCAUUAUGCAUCACACAAAAUUACAAUUCAAUCUUUCAAUGAAUGAAACAUAUUUAAAUAUAAUCGGGAAUAUGUGUCUGAAAUCGAUAGUAAAAUAUCUUCAAACAUUUAUAGCAUUUAGGUCAUUAUAUAUAUAUAUAUAUAAUUUGGCUUCAAUUCGAACAUAGUAUAAUACAUAGUAGAGAUCCAUAAGAAUUUAUUCAAACAAUAGAUGAGAAAUUAAAACAACAUGUAAAACAUUAUUUUCGUUACUUGCUUGAUUAAAUUUUAAUUCGAAGUGCAUAAAUACACAAUGUAAAGCAUCAUUUCAUUGGUAAGGCUUCUUCAUUCUUUAGUUUCAAGUGGUAUUAUACUUAUAAGUAUGUAUUAAGUGUGUAAAAAUUGUACUUUGAAUGUUUAAAUACAUAGCUAUAUGCAAUGUGUGCUACGUAUAAAACUAAACAAAAACUGCAAUCCAAGUAACAUAACAUUCGUACGUCGAGAAUAAUGAAUAUAAUUUUGUUAUCGGUAUGUCAGAUCCAUUUGCCAAAGUAGUAAGUUAUAUAUUCUUCAAAGGGCAAUUGUUGAAAGUUUCUACAAUAUAAAAAUAUAUUACUAAUAACCUAGUUAAAAAAUGUGAAAAAUUAAUGCUUGAAACAGACAUGAAGUUGAAAGUAUACUUAUUCACAUAAUACAAGUUCCAUUUGUUUACUUUCUGCACAUUUGUUUAAAGAUCGAAGUAGGUGAAUGGAUUGACUUAUUGAAAAAAUUAAAUAAUAUUAAUAUUGUGAAUACCGUCAGUACCGUUAGUACUGCAGACACGUCUAUCAGAAUGAAAUACUCGUAAAUGCCAAAAAUAUAUAGAUUUCGUGAGGAGGUAUGAGACGACGGAAUUUACUCAAUAUUACAUCCCAUCGUGGUGAAUUAAACAAUUUUCCCGUGUUGCUUGUAUUUUGUAUAUAAAAUCGAACUAUGCCUGAUUGUAUCUAUGUAAUUUAUGUGUAUAUUAUGUAUUUUAUUGUGCGUUAUUGGCUAAACCCAGUCCUGUUCAGUAUUGACCUUGAAAUCAAUGUGGUUUUCUACAGUUUCAGUUAUUUAUAGUACACCGAAAAUCAGAAUGUUUCUCUACAUUACUCUACUGUCUAGAUGUUUUUUUUAACAAUCUGCGUGAUAAGAGUACGGUGGAUAACUAUUGUGACUGUCGGUGUGUUUGUAUUAGAUAAAGCGAUAACUCAUUUGUGCGUAUUCGAUAUAAAUGCAAUAAAGUAAGCACAAAAAAUGAAUAGAGAAAUAUUAAAAUGUAUAAGGUUUUAAAAUCAUGAAUAGGAUUGGGAUUAACGAAGCGCCAUGGAUAAAAUGAAAGACUUUUCACCUCAAGGAUACUUCUGUCAAAUUAUCUAAAAAAAUAUGUGACUUUCAUUACUUUUUGUAGAGAACACUACACAUGAUAUAUGAUAAGGAAAGUUUUUGGGUGUUAUUAUAACACAUACAGGGUUAGUCGCUUAUGAUCUUCACCUAGAACAUCUUCGUUGUUUUUAAUAUAAUAUGAUAAAAUAUAUAAAGACAAAAUCCAAGGGAUAUUAUUGUGGUACAGAGAUUUUUUUCUCAAGAUUAUUGCUUCUUUGAGUCAAAUAUUUUUUUCUUCUAUAGUUUCUCGUAUCAUUAAACGCAGCGGAUAUAUUUUAAAUGCAAAUUGUAGGCGACUCAUCCUACAUAAAGUGCAAAAUAACUACUGUUAAAUUCUGUUUUUAUGAUAAAACUCUCACUGCAUUCCUGCAAAAUUUAAACUUUCUUCAGGGUGAACCCUUUUUGUGAUGGACAUUUUCAACUAUUCUAAGAAUAUGCUAGUCUUCAUCGAAUUAUAUUUCUUAGUGAUAAUAAUGGAUAAGGUUGGAGUGUUUGACCACGUUUAUUUCGUUACGGCUCGAAAUUUCGGGCCGAGUCUCGAAAGCUCGUAAAGUUCGGGUACCUGCACACUCCUGGGAUAAGGCAAUAGCCAUGAAACAAAAGUUUUAAUAUUGCAAAUUUUUAAUGUAAUAAAACCCAACAAGUUUCUUUAUCAUAUCGUAUUCAGUCUUAAACAAGAAAUAAUAAAAUUCACUUUUUAGAUAGUAUAAUCGGGAAGUACCCUUAACAAUUUCUCUCCUAUGAUUGAUAACUGUUAUCAGUGAUGGAAACCAUAACAAUUCCGCGGUUUAAAAACAAUUUUUGGAAAUGUCACUAUUACAGUCUAAAAACUUUUUACAAUUCAAAUGUAUAUUUUGAUAUAGAUUCUGAAAUUAUAUUUAAAAACAAAAGUAUUUCAUAUUCUUUCAUUCGAGCAAAGUGCAAGAAUUUUUGAAGAUUUCAAAGUUUCUGUAUUUUUCCAUUAUUUGUUCAGUACUAUUCGAGUAAUUCUACAUUCCAUCACUAAUGGUAACGUUUAAUGCAAAGAAAAGUAUAUCGCACAUGUUGUUAAUCGUUAUGCAAUAAUUGAAUGUAUUUAAAUGUAAUCAAUGUGAAACGAAACGUUGCGUUGAACGAUAAUAUAUAUACCAUGAUAACGAAGAUCUUUUUUAUCUUGGUAAAUAUUAAUUCUCGCAUUAUUUUAUUACUAAGUAAUAUUAAAAUAGUUUCGUAUUGUAGAAAUCAAAAUUUUAAUUUAUUAAUAAUAAAACUUUAAUUUGUUUAUAUCACAGAUUUAACAAUAAAACUGACCUCUUAGAUUUAAAUCUCAAGAAUUCAAAAUAGGACUGCAAGGUCUCGGGUAAUUGCAUUGUAGAGAAGAAAAUUAUUUCAUAAUCUGUAAAUCUCUUUUAAUAAUGUACUCACAAGCAAUAAUUAAUUUAGUAUAUGAUUUAACUUACAUAACGAAAUUCUUUAUUUAAAUUAUAACUUGUUAACUACUUCCAAUCAUAUGUAAUCAUUAUAAUUUCAUGUAAAUGAAUUAAUUAAACAUGAUAACUAUGUUU